AUGAAAGACAGUCAGACGCUUUGUUUGGAGUCCCUGAGCAAUGUUAGGAUCCCUAAAGACUAUGAUAUACUUGAACAAGUGGGAGAAAAAUUUUUCACAAAACUGUGCAAUUCUUAUCCGAAAUUACGCAUAUUUAUCUUUGACGACCACUAUGAUCUCGGCUCUUCGUGGAAACUAUUGGUGGAUGCAGUAAGACAGGUACUGAAAGACCUCUACAACGAAUCAGCUCUGAGAACAUUCGCUGAAAAUUUCGUGAGAGAUCGCACUUGUAACCAACUAGUUGUAUGUCUGCCCUACGAAGACCCGCCUGGCGAGGACGAAUGGAAGGGUUUCUUUUUCACCUUCCGGGACUUUAUCAGAGAGGAGUACAGUGCUGAAAUGGAUUGGAAGACGGCCAACGCAUGGAAUUUCAUUGCUCACCGCUUUGGUGGAUUGUGCGCCGAACAGUAUGAAAUCCUUUACAAGGAAUCAAGAAAGCAUCUAUUUCCGUGA
Gongylonema pulchrum is the source of this 492-nucleotide messenger RNA. Lineage: Eukaryota; Metazoa; Nematoda; Chromadorea; Rhabditida; Gongylonematidae. The record is from the annotation of a GenBank genome assembly.